Molecule: messenger RNA, 3479 nt
Organism: Pyrgilauda ruficollis (rufous-necked snowfinch)
Lineage: Eukaryota; Metazoa; Chordata; Aves; Passeriformes; Passeridae
Gene: BEND6
Product: BEN domain containing 6
Exons: 9
Coding region: 319-1656 (445 amino acids)
Biological process (GO): negative regulation of Notch signaling pathway; positive regulation of neuron differentiation
Cellular component (GO): nucleus
Molecular function (GO): transcription corepressor activity; DNA binding
Source: RefSeq, a predicted model, not a curated record
GAAGAAGGUGCCACUGGCGUUGGGAGGGAGGAAGGAGCACGGAGCGGUGCAUCCCGCCGCCGAGGAGAUUCGGCGGGUGACAUCACCGCUGGAGCUGCUGAGGGCGUCGGAAAAUGGCUGCUGCGAGAAUGUUUUUUAGGGGACUUUUCCGAAAUCUUAAGGAUGAUAAACAGAGAAGACAAAAGAAAUGAAGAGAGAAGGUUAAAACAAAACCUCUCAUCUGAGAUUUGACCUCAGAAGGGAAAUCCUGGAGGUGAAGCCAUUGCAGAGAAGAAGUAAAAGAAGGAAGUGUCUGUGUGACAAGAAAGCCACUUAACAAUGAAAAAAUUCACACUGUUUGAUUUUGUAAAUGAUAAUUCACUGCAAAUUGGAGAGACUUCAUGGAUCCAGGACCUUCCCUGUGAUGACAAUGAACUAGAAAGACUUCUGAAACCUAAUGAGCAUGUACUAGUAAACUGGCCUGUGGGAGAAAGAAAGACAGAAAAGCACCUGGUGAAAGUUGUGUACAUGAGUGAUGACCCCCAAGAGCUGGUGGAAAUGAUGCAAAAGAUAUUACGAGCAGAUGAAAUUACAAAAAUACAAGUCCUUGGAAAAGGCAAGAGGAAGAGGAUAGAAAUGAUAUUCUCAGAAAGUGAGGACAGUGACCUGGAUAAAGAAAAGAGAGGACCAUACUCAGGAAGCAACUUUCUAUAUAGUGAAAGUAGCAGUGAUGAUGAAGAGCCUUUAUUUCAACUCUCCAAGGUGGAACUGUGUGCCAAAAUUAAAAGUCUCAAGAGGAAGCUGACAGAUACCAUGAGAGAAAACUGCCGCCUAAGGCAGUCCCUGGUGAUGCUUCAAGUGUUGCCACAGGCAGUCACUCACUUUGAGGAACUGGUAGGGAUGGCUGAAGCGCUGCUCAAAGGGGGAGUGACAUCAUCUACAUCCAGUCUGCAUCCACAUGCUGUUUGGAGGGCAUCUCACAAUCCAUUAGCAGAUUCCUAUGCAGCUAUGCAUAGUAACUCCAGCUCACCAAUAACUUUGAAUGUGGAAGAUGAAGAGCAACAGACUGAAAAACAGUUCAAGAUCGAAAAGUGGCAGAUUGCACUUUGCAACAAGAGCAAACCUCAAAAAUUUAUAAAUGACUUGAUGCAAGCACUUUAUACACAUGAAUACAUGGCUACACACAGCCUGACAGGUGCAAAAUCCUCCUCUUCAAAGGAUAAAGCGGCAAAACCAGCUAUGAAUCAGAAUGAAGUUCAGGAAAUCAUAGGAAUCACAAAACAGUUGUUUCCAAACACAGAUGAUGCUUUAAUUAGGCGAAUGAUGGGACAAAAACUGAACAAUUGCACCAAGAAGCCAAUUUUAAGCAAAGACCUUAACUCAGGUGCUUUUCAGAAACAUAGUUUUUGUGGUUCAACAGCUGCUCCUCAGGGCAUCAUCUCUUCGGCUGUUCCUCCUUGCACACAAGACCAGCAGGAUGAUGAUUCACCAGCUGCUAAUGCACAACUUCAGCAAAGUGACAGCUGCCUGACUCCUCCACCUCCCACCCCAGAAGGUCAGCAGGAGUGUCCCAAACCCACUUCUUCUAAGGUGGAGUCUCAACUCGCCAGCAGCUCACCAGCGACCUCUCCCAACCAGGGUUGUGGACAGGAUCUCAGGAAUUCAGACAAGGAAUAACAGGUGUUUCAUUCCAGCUCAUGUGCUCAACAGAGAUUAAGAAACAAUAUAAAAUAAAAAAGAAAGAUCUAAAUUGUACUAGAUGUAUGGUAGUAUCCAACAGUGGACAGAAAUAGAAGCCUGAGAACUUUUUUUUCUCAAACAAAUGAAAAGCCCAUAGUCUAGAAAAAAAUUGAAGACCUAUUAAUAUAUUUGAAUUUAAGAUGUUAUAAGAUAUAUGCAUGUUAUACAGUAAUUAAAACUUGUACUGAAGAAUACAAGUAGAGUUCCCCUUAGUUAGGAAAAAACAUUAUUUAAAGUACUACCAAAAGAAUAUAUAUGAGGAACCAUAAUUCCCCUUGCUUUCACCUUGACAGCUGAGGCAAAACUGCUUAACUGAUCAAAGAAAGUUAUUGUAUAUUAAUGCAAAAAAUAUAUAGUUAUAUGGAGAGAAAAUAGAAAGAUCUCCUAGUGAAAUGAAGACUGUGGCCAGCACAGGAGUAGAAAGCACAGGGCCACAUGAGCAGAGAAGAAAUGAAAUAGAUGUUUAAGGCUGCUACUCACUUGGAAAAUAACUUUCUUAGGCCAAUGAAACUACAACUUUCAAGAUAUCCACAGGAAAGAAGCUGUUAUUUUUUAGCUUCUCAAAGUAGGAAAGGCAAUGGAAGAAGCCUUGUUCCUUUGUAGCUCAUGGAAGAGACCUCCAGGAGAGCCUAUUUAGUUCUGGAAGCCAUUCUCUCACAGGGAUUCUGAUGCUGGUACUCUGCUGGUUCAGCAGCUCUUACUCUCUUCUUCUUCCCUGACCAUCAAGUCCAUAGGAUAAGGGUGCCUGGUCCCUUCGGUGGGGAAAUAGAGGACACUUCAGCAGAAGCAACUAGUAAAGGGCAGAGUUGCCAGCUUCUACUCCCUGUGUUUUGAUUUUGGUAUGCUACCCCUUGCUUAGAGAAAAGGUGGACAGGCAGAAUAUUCCUCAUGGGACUAGGACCAGAAAAAUCCUUGCAUCUGGACAGUUCCCCUUGGGAUCUGACACCACUUCUUCCAGGAAGCAUCUGGCAGUCACACAAACCCCAUAACAGCCUUAUGAGGAGGAGUGGAAGAUACAGGGUCCCCAGGGCAGUGGUCACAGCACCAGCCUGACAGAGUUCAAGAAGUGUUUUUACAAUGCUCUGGGAUACAUGGUGACUCUUGGGGUGUCCUGUGCAGGGCCAGGAGUUGGACUCAAUGAUCCUGAUGGGUCCCUUCCAACUCAGCAUAUUCUGUGGUUUUAUGAUUUUUUCCCUUGCUGACUGAUUUCAGGUUUCCAGUGUGCUGACAUGGGAAGGAGAGAACGCUUGGGACUAUAGCUUUCCUGUUUGAGUGUACUUCUCCCAGAACUGAGAGUACUAUUAGCUGAAUCUAUUUCAAACAUGGCAAACAAGCAACUAACAAAUAAGACUGGAAAAAUAAAAUGACAUUAUGUUGAAGAAAUCUAGCUUGAUUUAAGGAGGAUUUCAGGACACGUGAGUUACAUUAAUAAAUUAGAAAUAAUGUUAGGGUGAAUGCUAACCUUAUCUUCAGAUUUUUUUUUUUUUUAUCAGCCAAAUACUGCUGAAGGGAAGUGCUGCAAAUCUGACUGUUCUAGAGCAAGGCACUAAUAGAAUGCACUGUGGAGAAGACUUGUUUGUGGGCUGGGGUACACAUUAAGUGAUUUGCUAUCCUUUUUCAUCUCUCACCUAACAAUUUCUUGUAUUUAGGAUCAGGAUGAAAGCAGGUAUGAAAUAUGUUAGUUCGAUCUCAUGCUAUUAACUACCAUCUAUAAAAUGUAACAGAAGGAUGUUUGCUAUAAUGUAAAUUUUGUAUAUGUA